Molecule: messenger RNA, 1254 nt
Organism: Sphenostylis stenocarpa
Lineage: Eukaryota; Viridiplantae; Streptophyta; Magnoliopsida; Fabales; Fabaceae
Source: the annotation of a GenBank genome assembly
AUGUGGCAACAACAGUUUCCAGAUCUAGCUUCACACCAAAGCUGGCUGAGUUAUGUUUCUGCUCAACCAGCGAGGGCUUUCUUCGUUUUUGGUGAUUCACUCGUAGACAGUGGCAACAAUGACUUCUUGGCUACCACUGCACGCGCAGAUGCUCCCCCUUAUGGCAUCGACUUCCCAACACACCAACCCACUGGACGCUUCUCUAAUGGCCUAAACAUCCCUGACAUAAUCAGUGAACAGCUUGGCUUGGAGCCUACACUGCCAUAUUUGAGCCCUCUACUUAUCGGAGAGAAACUCCUAGUUGGUGCCAAUUUUGCGUCUGCGGGGAUUGGAAUUCUCAAUGAUACCGGAUUUCAGUUUCUCCACAUCAUUCACAUCUACAAGCAGCUGAAGCUAUUCGCACAUUACCAGCAGAGGUUAAGUGCGCAUAUUGGUGCUGAGGAAGCUUGGAAGCAUGUAAACCAAGCACUAGUUCUCAUCACUCUUGGAGGAAACGAUUUUGUGAACAAUUAUUACCUGGUCCCCUAUUCAGCAAGAUCUCGCCAGUUUUCUCUCCCAGACUACGUGACCUAUAUUAUAUCUGAGUACCGCCUAAUUCUGAAGAGGCUGUAUGAUUUGGGAGCUCGUAGGGUUCUUGUAACGGGCACGGGACCAAUGGGGUGUGUGCCAGCAGAGUUGGCCUUGAGAAGUGGAAAUGGUGAGUGUGACGUGGAGCUGCAGAGAGCUGCGUCCUUAUAUAAUCCACAACUUGUUGAAAUGGUCAAAGGAUUGAACCAAGAGAUCGGUGCUCACGUCUUCGUCGCUGUAAACGCAUAUGAAAUGCACAUGGAUUUCGUCAACAACCCUCGAGCUUAUGGUACGUUCACUUCACUAUUAUUGGUAGGUAGUGAUGCUGGUUGGAACAAAGGGUUGGUUAUUCGGGUUUUGAAUUUUUGGUGUGUACUUGGUCCAACAGGAUUUGUUACAUCAAAAAUAGCUUGCUGUGGACAAGGCCCGUACAAUGGGGUGGGACUCUGCACAACCAUUUCCAACUUGUGUCCAAAUCGAGAUCUAUAUGCGUUUUGGGAUCCAUUUCACCCAUCGGAGAGAGCUAACCGAAUCAUAGUCCAACAGAUGCUGACUGGCUCGGUCGAGUACAUGCACCCCAUGAAUCUUAGCACCAUCAUGGCCAUAGAUUCCAGGAUGGUGCCAGAACCAGUGCAGUUCCCAACUCUUGCGACCUUAAUUUCCAAUACAACUACGUUAUUCAUGUAA